Messenger RNA from Dendrobium catenatum, 1606 nucleotides. Its product is annotated as isovaleryl-CoA dehydrogenase, mitochondrial. Gene Ontology annotation, molecular function: flavin adenine dinucleotide binding; 3-methylbutanoyl-CoA dehydrogenase activity. The coding region runs from base 175 to 1401 and encodes 408 amino acids. The transcript has 15 exons. Lineage: Eukaryota; Viridiplantae; Streptophyta; Magnoliopsida; Asparagales; Orchidaceae. Gene Ontology annotation, biological process: L-leucine catabolic process. Gene Ontology annotation, cellular component: mitochondrion. The record is from RefSeq and is a predicted model, not a curated record.
UCCAUACGGAACAUAUUCUGCAGGCGAGGAUAAAUCAAUAGUUUAAUACGCCAUUUGAAUUUCUAUGGUUAUCUGCUCAACCUUUUUAUAAUGAGCUCUUCCCUGUCCUGUACACGAGCACCGACGAAGUUUCUCCCUCCUCUCUCACUCUGAAGCCACUUCAGUUAGUCGGAGAUGCAGCGUGUUCUCGCAGCGCGAUGCGCGGCAGCUUCUCUGAAGCAGCUGAAGAACCCUAGAGCAUUUUUCUCCACUUCCCUUCUCUUCGAUGAUACCCAAAAGCAGUUUAAAGAGAGUGUUCAUCAGUUUGCACAAGAAAAUAUUGCUCCUCAUGCAGCAAAGUUGGAUGCAACAAAUCAAGUUCCAAAGGACGUUAACCUGUGGAAACUUAUGGGAGAUUUCAAUCUUCAUGGCAUCACAUCACCAGAGGAAUAUGGAGGCCUUGGUCUCGGUUAUCUUUACCAUUGCAUAGCCAUGGAAGAAAUCAGUCGGGCUUCUGGAUCCGUUGGUCUUUCUUAUGGCGCUCAUUCAAAUCUUUGCAUUAAUCAAUUGGUCCGAAAUGGAAAUACUGCACAGAAGCAGAAGUACUUACCGAAGCUAAUCAGUGGGGAACAUGUGGGCGCAUUGGCAAUGAGUGAACCAAAUGCUGGCUCUGAUGUUGUUAGCAUGAAAUGUAAAGCUGAUCGUGUUGAUGGUGGUUACAUCAUAAAUGGAAACAAAAUGUGGUGUACAAAUGGGCCAAUUGCUCAGACGUUGGUUAUUUAUGCGAAAACAGACAUUAAUGCUGGAUCAAAAGGAAUCACAGCUUUCAUAAUCGAGAAAGAGAUGCCAGGAUUUAGUACUGCUCAGAAACUGGACAAACUUGGUAUGCGAGGGAGUGAUACAUGCGAACUUGUUUUCGAAAACUGUUUUGUUCCUCAAGAAAAUGUUCUUGGACAUGAAGGAAAAGGAGUGUACGUUAUGAUGUCGGGGCUUGAUUUAGAGAGGCUUGUUUUGGCGGCUGGGCCUCUUGGUCUCAUGCAGGCAUGCCUAGAUGUUGUUCUUCCUUAUGUUCGUGAAAGAGAGCAGUUUGGGCGUCCAAUUGGUGAAUUUCAGUUCAUACAAGGAAAAGUUGCUGACAUGUAUACGGCAUUACAGUCAUCAAGAGCUUUCGUGUAUUCAGUUGCUAGGGAGUGUGACAAUGGCAAAGUUGACCCCAAGGACUGUGCUGGGGUCAUACUUCUUGCUGCAGAAAAAGCUACCCAAGUUGCCCUUCAGGCAAUUCAGUGUCUUGGCGGCAACGGCUAUGUCAACGAAUACCCAACUGGUCGUCUCCUUAGAGACGCCAAACUAUAUGAGAUCGGCGCUGGGACAAGUGAGAUCAGAAGAAUCGUCAUUGGCCGGGAGCUCUUUAAAGAAAGAUGACGGUCAGGUCUGCAUUUAUUUCAUUAGAUUUAUUCUACUGCUUGAGGCAAUAAACAAUACACUUAAGAAACAAACUCACAUAGCAGAUCAUUGAUGAGGAAAAAAAUUAAAAAAAAAAUCUUCAGGUUGUACCUUUUGUUUCAUCGAUUAUACUUGUUGCAUUCAACAGUUUUUUCUUUAGUCAAAUAAAGAGCUUUUUGUGAUA